CCAAGUAAAACGGCAUCGUAUUACAAUGAUCUCAGUCUGACGACAACAUUGAAUGAAGAAUCCGUGAAAGAAAAGCAGAGCGACGGCUAAGGUUACACAGUGACACAGUAUUGCUUUGGAGCUGACCUCAACAAGAAUUACAAUGGCAACGACGUCGUCGAAGGCUUUGUGCAGAUUAUCGUGUCGGUUACACUCUCUCGCUCUUCAUAACAACAAGUUAACCUCUAAACCAUCACCACUCUCUCUCGAGUUUUCUCUCCUCAAACCCAAAUCUCAAUCUUCCUCUCUGCCACGUCUUUCUCGGUUACCGGUGGAAUUGGGUUGCUUAGAAUCAAUGAUGCCGUUGUAUAGCGCGGUUGCUUCAGCUCGAUUAGUUUCAAGCUUGUCUAUUGAAUCUCUCGGUUGGGGAUUAGUUCCUCAAGGUAUUUCCAUGCCUUUAUGACAGUGUUGGUAUGCAGUUAGUUGAUUCUAGUAGCAUUUCCAUUUGAUGGCAGACUAUGGCUCAUGUUGAUGUUUUCAGUUUUUUGUAAUCUUGAAGCCUUUUGACAUAGGAUCUUUCAUCUGAUAUCUUUGCGGAACAUACAAUGCAACUGAUGUUGCUUACUCAUAGAGUUGGUUCAUUUUAUCCUCGGAUGUUUCUAGUAUCAUUUAUUGGCUUUCUUAUUUCUGGAUGAGUUUUUUUUUUUCCAAUUAAUAAUGCAUUGUUAAGGGCAUUAUAUAUUUGCACCAAAAAGGGCAUUAUAUAUGAGGAAUUAAGCCAUUUACUGGUUAUCAUUUAUGUGAUUACGAAAGUUAAAGGGUAUUUCUGAAGCAUUAUCAACAUAUGAUGCGGUUGUGUGAUAUUGUUGUUACAUAAUGUAAGGGCACUUCUAUGAUCCUUGCUUAACACAGAUGGAAUGUGAAGGAAUAAUAUGAUUGCUUUAUGAUGUGCUAAA
Molecule: messenger RNA, 935 nt
Organism: Cicer arietinum (chickpea)
Lineage: Eukaryota; Viridiplantae; Streptophyta; Magnoliopsida; Fabales; Fabaceae
Product: protein NONRESPONDING TO OXYLIPINS 2, mitochondrial-like
Source: RefSeq, a predicted model, not a curated record